AUGUUUAUUGCUGUUGUGGGUUGCACGCACGGUGAAUUAGAUUUAAUAUACUCGACACUCGAAAAAAUAGAAGAAGAAAAUAAAAUAAAAGUUGAUAUUUUAAUUUGUUGUGGUGAUUUUCAAAGUGUGCGAUACAGUGUUGAUAAUGAGUGUUUGAAUGUUCCUUCUAAAUAUAAAAAAGAACAAAAUGAUUUUGUAGAUUAUUUUAUAGGAAAAAAGAAAGCUAAGAUCUUAACUAUAUUUGUAGGAGGAAAUCAUGAAGCUAUGAAUGUAUUGAAACAGUUGUAUUAUGGUGGUUGGGUUGCUCCGAAUAUAUAUUAUUUAGGUUAUUCUAAUGUUCUUAAUAUUAAUAAUUUGAGAAUAUGUAGUUUAAGUGGUAUAUAUAAAAAAUAUAGCUAUUUUAAAAAAUAUUAUGAAUCGUAUCCUUAUACAGAUAUUACAAAGGUUAGUGCAUAUCAUAUAAGAAAAUAUGAAAUAGAAAAAUUAAAAUUAUUAAAAAAUAAUGUUGAUAUUGUUGUUACACAUGAUUGGCCAAAUAAUAUUGAAAAACAUGGAGAUGUACAUGACUUAUUAAGAAGAAAAUUCCAUUUCCAAUCUGACGUAUAUAAUAAUACAUUAGGUAAUCCACAUACUGAAAUAUUAUUAAAUAAGUUGAAACCUUAUUUCUGGUUUGCAUCACAUCUACAUGUAAAAUAUUCAGCUUUAUAUAUUCACAAUGAUCAAAAGAAAUAUACCAGAUUUCUAUCUUUAGAUAAGGCUCAAGAACAUAAACAUUUUAUACAAAUUUUAAAUAUAUCUAAAAAGAAUGAUUCUAUGUAUUUAAAUUUUGAUCAUAUUCCAAAGGUGUCCUUACAAGAAGGAACUAAUCAAAUGGACUUACAGAAUGAUGCACAGCAUAAUCAUGAUUUGAAUAAUGGUCCUAAUAGUAAAUCUAAUACAUACAGUAAUAAUAAAGAUAAUAAUAAUAAUAAUAAUAAUAAUGAUAAUGAUAAUAAUAAUGAUGAUUCUAUCAAUUUAGAUUAUGAUCAUGAGAAGGCUUUAUACGAACUAGACAGAGACAUGCAAUUGGAUCAAAAAAAAAAAAAUGUCGAUAACAAUCCACAUAAUAAUCAUAAUGAAGAUAAACAAGUUGAUAUAUCAACAAACGUAGAAGAAGAAAAUAAUAACUCUCAACAUAUAAAUUUAAAAAAAGAUGAAGAAUCCUUAAAUGAACAAAAUGAUAAUAAAGAUGAACAAUCUAGCCAAGAUGAAAAUGAUUCAGAUGAAAAAAAAAAAAAAAAAUUUUAUUUAUGUUAUGAUAUAGAAUGGCUAGCUAUACUAAAAGCAAAUCAUCACCUGAUUUCGGCCUCAUGUGAUAAAGAUUAUAAUUUAGAAACACUAACAUAUCCAACAAAAGAAGAUUUCGAUUUUGUAGAAAAUAAACUUAAAGAGAUGGAUAAUAAAAUAACAAUAAAAGGUAAAGAUUAUUAUUGUGUGAAUGGUUAUAAUACUCCAAAUUAUAAAAACUUGCAAGAACAAAGACAGCUAUUUUUAAAACGUUUCGAAUUAGAAGAGUUAAGUAUAUACACAGAGUCAGAAUUGAAUUUUUUUUCUGAAGAAAUGAAAACAUUGGAAAAAAUGAAUACUGAUAUUCAUAAUGAGGAGGAAAAAAAUGAAUGUAGUAUUGAAGCAUAG
Molecule: messenger RNA, 1674 nt
Organism: Plasmodium gaboni
Lineage: Eukaryota; Apicomplexa; Aconoidasida; Haemosporida; Plasmodiidae
Product: putative RNA lariat debranching enzyme
Exons: 1
Coding region: 1-1674 (557 amino acids)
Biological process (GO): mRNA splicing, via spliceosome
Cellular component (GO): nucleus
Molecular function (GO): RNA lariat debranching enzyme activity
Source: RefSeq, a predicted model, not a curated record